Molecule: messenger RNA, 2879 nt
Organism: Nothobranchius furzeri (turquoise killifish)
Lineage: Eukaryota; Metazoa; Chordata; Actinopteri; Cyprinodontiformes; Nothobranchiidae
Gene: sowahd
Product: sosondowah ankyrin repeat domain family d
Molecular function (GO): protein binding
Source: RefSeq, a predicted model, not a curated record
GGCCCUUUGUGCGAACAGAAUGAACCUUGUCUCAGUUCCUCUUAAAAGUUGAAUCUGCUUUACAAACAAAACUGAAAGCGUUCAGUUUAGCAAACCUGAUUUAGGUCUUGAUUGGUGUAAUCAGACCUGACCUGAGCUUUGGGCACAGCAGGAAAUGAGAACAGUAGAACAGACGGGUCUUGCGCAAGUUUAAACCCAAAGACAUCUUCAGGGUGUUGUCUUAACUAAAGGAAAUAGCCCCGAGCUGUGGGGGAGCAGCAUGUACAGGAGAGGAUCCGAGCCAGCUGUCGGCAUGAAUACCGACGCCCACGACAGCAGGGCAUUCAGAAGGACCUCCGUUGUGGAGCGGGUGGCGAGGUACGGCAUGCCGGUCAUGCCCGGAGCUCUCCAGCGUAGGUCGAGACUGCAGAGGCAGCAGGAAGACGGAUCCGCUCCAGAGAGGAGCUCUCUCACCACAACCACACGCAAAAAGUACCUGAAGGAGCUGCUCCUGAGCAACUCGCUGAGCAGCGUGCUGUCCUGUCACACCCUGGAUGAAAACCCCCAGCAGGACGCAGACUGGGCUCUGUACCCGAUGGAGCACGCCUGGAUGCUGUCAGCUGUGGAGGGAAACUACGAAACUAUUCUGGAGUUCAUCUCGGAGGACCCCUUUCUGUUGACCAGGAGGGACUUCAUCAGCGGCUACUCGGUUCUGCACUGGCUGGCCAAGAGAGGCCAGGACGAGACUCUGCUGAGGCUCCUGCGCUACGCAGAGCGCGCGGAGCUCCCGGUGAACGUGAACGUGCGGGGCAGCGGCGGACUCACCCCGCUGCACGUGGCCAGCAUGCACAGACAGUACACGGUCAUCAAGCUGCUGGUCGGCGCAUUCGGUGCCAACGUGGACGCUAUGGACUACAACGGGAGGAGAGCCUGGCAGUACCUGAGGCACGAUGCGCCGCUGGAGAUGAAGGAGCUGCUGGGAACAUGGGACGAUGAGCACAGCGGCGGAGCUGCGCAACAUCCCAACAAGAACGCCAACAACAACUGCGCUGGCCCAGUCAAUUCGACCGCAUGUGAUGAGCUAGACAGCGGAGAGACGGAAGAGGUGAGCCACUGUGAGCAGAAAACACGGAAGAGGAGCAGCAGGAAGUUAGGGUCCAUUAAGAAGCUGAUGUCCUCAAUUCGUGGGAAAAAAUCCUGAGACGCUUUAACCGUGCCGAGUUCACAUAAGAAACUGCUGAAACAAAUGUUAAUGUGCACUAAAUAGGAAUCUGAUGCUUUUCCUGUAUGCAGACUGUACCAUGAGCACUAACAUUCCAGCUUGUCUUGCUGCUAAAGAACUGUUGCACUAUUUCUAGACUGAUUUAAAUAAACAUGAAAUAAAACUGCUCUUUUUGAAGUCAGACACUCUCACAGCAAGGCCUCGCCAGCAUUGGCUUAAAAACGAAAAUCAGUUCUAAAAAUAAAAACUUCACAUUUGCAUUUCAAGUUUUAUCACUGAUUUAUUUUUAUUGUCAAACAUGAGAUAAUCAGUAUCUGUACAAAAUAACUGAUGCUCCAGAUGACUUGGAUCCCUCCCUGCAGUUAGGCUCAGCAGCUGGAGGUACUGGGAGGAUGGUGCUGCGAUCCACAAACCAUCCAGCUUACAGGCCGAGCUUGGUCCUCCUCCAGUGUCUCCUCUUGGAGUUGUACCUAUAAUUUAAAAAAAGUGAUCAGAAGGAGCAAAAGGCUUUCAAAACUAACAUUCAGACAUAUUGCUACACACACCUGUAGCAGAUCAUUUUCUCCAUUCUGUUAUUUUAUGCUUUUAUAGAUUGAAAAUAUUCUAAAGACUAAACUUCCAGAGAAAUUCCACUAAUCCAUCUCAAACCCACUGUAGGUCUCACAGGACCAGUCCCUGAAUAGAACACCCAUUAAAUGUGCACAUCAGUCAAACCCAGCAGGUGUUCAGCUUUGGAGCUUCCCCAUCACCAUCAAGGUGAGGAGGAACAGGAGCUCUGCAGCAGACAUGCUCUCAGCAGGGUUAAUGACAGCACUCUACUGAUGAGUGCUGCAAUUGCAGACCUGCUUUUUCUACGCAUUAGUCAGCCAGACUUUUCUGGACUUAACCAGCUAGCUAAGCAAUUAAUGCACCACAGCUAUUGACUUAAGAAAAAACUCAACAGAACCUCCCAGAAGUAUUUAAAGGGCACAUUAGCUUUGUGAAAUGAUUCAUAGCAUUUAGGUUAAUUGUUAGUACUUUUUGGAUAUUAAAUGUCUUAAAAGAAAAUAAACCUUUUAAUAUUAUUUAGUGCAAUUUAAAUUCACAGCUGAGGGACAUUUGUACCCACAUUAUGCUCAGGAGCCAGCUAUUUUAAUCAUUUUCCCAGGUUACUAUAUCAUAUAGCUUUUUAAUGAAUAUAAUUUACCUGUUAACACCUUUUUUUUUCUUUAAACACGUUGCACUACACUGCAUCAUUUUUAACUUGUAUAUUAUGUUAGAACAUCGCUUUUUUUGUUUACUCACUGGCUGCUAUGAUCAGUAGGUAAUCAACUGAUGAACAUUUAAACAUAACCAACACAAGGAUUUGGGGGUCCGUCUAGAGUUCUGAGUGGAGCAAAUUAAAUGGAAAGUCUAUAAAUUCUUCAGAAAUGUGAACAUAUAUGAGUAUCAUCACCAUGUAAACAGUACCAGAUACAGGUAAAGAAACAGCUCCCUUUGGUUUAAAUUUAAGUUUUCUCCAGGAUUUCCAACCUCUGGAGGCUUUGCAGAGACCAGACCUAAUCCUACAGAACAUCUGACACAUCACCCAUACACUCACCUGAUCUUGUUACCGGUCUUCAUUCGGAUCCACUGUGGAAUCGGCCUGUUCUGUUUCUGCUUCUUAGCGAGGAAGCGCUUGAUCCUGAAAGUCUUGUGG